GAUGCGGGAUUGAUCCCCAGUUUUCGUUUGCGGUUCGUAGUGAAACUCGUUCAAUAUUUACUACUGAAGACAAUAUUUUUAGCUUUAAUAGAACAUAAUUUUUACGAAUAUAGGGUGAAGAAGAAAAUGAUUAAUAAUUAUAAGGUCAAAGCUGCAAUCGAUAGUUUCCACUUAUGCUUGUAAAAGCAUAACUUUAUGCGGGCAGCAGUUAUCAUGGUGUCGAAACGUUUAAAGCGAGAUAGAAAAAGAUGAUAGAUCCAUCUUCAUCAGAAGAAGAUAGUGAUGAAGAACACGGAUCUGGACAUCAUGUGGGACACCACCCACCCACGCAUCAUGCUCAUCACCAAACGCAUCAACACGCGGCGGAAGCAUCUCCCUACCAUUCUCAUGGAUCCGAUGGUAGCGGAGUCCUAGAGAUUCCCAACAAUGCUGCCGCGCUGCAGCGAUCGUUAUCACCAAGCAGUGCCGUCUCGGUGGAAACCCAUAGCAUUGGGUCUUCCUCCAGAGCAAAUUCUCUCCCUCGACCUACUAGCCCUUCUCCGUCUGUUGCCUCGGAAAAAACCGAAGUUGACAUCCAGGAGAAGCACGAACGCGAAGAGGAGGAGAGGAAAAAACGUAUUCAGCUUUACGUUUUUGUAUCGCGAUGUAUAGCUUACCCCUUCAAUUCCAAACCGGCCGUAGAAGGCUUCAAGAGGUUACACAAAGUGACCCGGCAUCAGUUAGAUGCCAUUGUAAAUAGAUUCCAGAGUUUUUUAAAGGGCGAAACCCAAAUAAUGGCAGACGAAGCUUUUCAAAAUGCUAUUCAAAACUACUUCGAUGUCUUCCUUAAGUCCGACAGGGUGGAAAAGAUGGUGCAUCUCGGUGCGUGGACUCAGUCCGACUUUCGCGAAGUCUUCAGAAGUAAUAUUGAAAAACGCGUUCGAUCAUUACCUGAAAUGGAAGGACUCAGUAAGGAAACUGUGUUUACAUCUUGGAUGGCAAAGUUUGACUGCAUUUUAAAAGUACAAGAUGACGAGCAUAAAAGGCCUAGAACUCAGGUGCAUAAUCAAGAUUCAGCGACGUCUAAAGAGCAUACAUUCGAUAUGUUUCAACAAAUACUAGGUGUGAAAAAAUUCGAACAUCAACUUCUCUAUAACGCGCUGAUGCUUGAAUCAGCUGAUGAACAAGCUGCAGCUAUUAGAAGGGAACUUGACGGGCGAAUGCAGAAGGUAGCUGAGAUGGAAAAGAAUCGAAAGCUGUUCCCUAAAUUUCUGUUGAAAGAAAUGGAACUGUUAUACGUCGAAGAACAAAAAGCUGCAAUAAAUUUAUUGAUGACCAAUCUGGAGUCUCUACCAGUUUCGAAAGGAUCCACGGAUUCAAAAUAUGGCUUACAAAAACUAAAACGCUAUAAUCACAGGUUGCAUAACCAUAAUAAUCCGUAUAAUGUGAAGCACCUUUUGAUGAACUAUGUUACUUCUUUUAGAUCGCAAGGAUCUUUAGUGAAACUGGAAGGGGAUUCAGCCGAUAGUGAUACAAUGCUAACCCUUACUAAAAUGGAUGUUGUUUUAACAUUUCAGCUUGAGGUGAUUGUGAUGGAAGUUAGGGGUUUAAAAUCCCUGCAACCGAAUAGAAUUGUAUAUUGUACAAUGGAAGUUGAAAGUGGGGAAAAAUUGCAAACCGAUCAAGCGGAAGCAUCAAAACCAAUGUGGGAUACUCAGGGAGAUUUUUGUACAACACACCCUUUGCCGAUUGUUAAAGUUAAGUUGUUUACGGAAAACCCCGGUAUGCUCGCUUUGGAAGAUAAAGAGCUUGGAAAAGUUACUUUGCGACCGACUCCGGUAUCAUCUAAGGCUCCCGAGUGGCACAAGAUGAUAGUCCCCAAAAACUUGCCAGAUCAAGAUUUGCGAAUAAAAGUAGCAUGUAGAAUGGAUAAGCCACUGAAUAUGAAGCAUUGCGGCUAUCUAUAUGCCUUAGGCAAAAGCGUGUGGAAGAAGUGGAAAAAACGCUAUUACGUUCUUGUUCAAGUGUCGCAAUACACAUUUGCUAUGUGCAGUUACAAAGAGAAAAAAUCUGAGCCCUCAGAAAUGAUGCAGCUGGACGGAUAUACUGUCGACUAUAUUGAAGCCUCAAGCGCAACUUUGAUGGUCGGAACGGGUAAGCACUUGGAAGGAGGUAGGUUCUUUUUUAACGCUGUUAGAGAAGGCGAUAGUAUUAUUUUUGCGAGUGAUGAUGAAAAUGAAUGUCAUCUAUGGGUAAUGGCCAUGUAUCGCGCUACUGGUCAAUCGCAUAAACCUACACCCCCCAUUACGCUCCAAGACAAAAAUUCGACGAUUUCCAAGAUCCAAGGAGAUGCUGAUAAAGCGAGAAAGCAUGGGAUGGAGGAUUUUAUCUCAGCCGAUCCUUGCCAGUUUGACCACGCUGUUCUGUUCCGACUAUUACAGAGCUUAACACUCGAAUACAGACUUGCCGAUAUGUAUUGCUCUCUGGGCUGGUUCAGCUCAGCGCAAAUAUUUGUGCUGGAUGAGUAUUGCGCAAGAUAUGGCGUUAGAGGCUGCUACAGGCAUCUCAUGUAUUUGUCCGACUUACUAGAUAAAGCUGAUAAAAACUAUAUGAUCGAUCCGACUCUAAUUCACUUCAGUUACGCCUUCUGCUCAAGCUACGUGCAAGGAAACCUAUCAUCUACCAAACCGAUAGCUAUGUUGAACAACACCUCCUACCUGCAAAAUUACUUUAACAUGGAGCCUUGUACAGAGGGAGUUAGAAGUGUAACUUGCGAGGAAAAAGACAAAUUCUAUCAAGUCAGGGAAAGGUUGAGAGUAAUGCUAGAAAACCAAGUGACGAAUUUCAGAUAUACCUUCCCAUUUGGCAGACCAGAAGGUGCUUUAAAAGCUACCAUUGCCUUGUUGGAACGAGUUUUAAUGCAUGAUAGCGCUGCUACUAACACAGCUUCAGACGAAGUUAGGGCGGUCAUUAAAAAGUGUCUGGAAACAGCCGCUUUGGUUAAUUAUACCAAGCUAUCAGAGGAAACCAAAAUUGAAGAGGAUUUACGAGGAGAAACAAUGGUUUCACCGAGUAAGAAGCUCGAUGAUUUGAUUCAUCUGGCUGAGCUUUGUGUUGAUUUAUUGCAGCAAAAUGAGGAGCACUAUGCAGAGCAACUGCGAAAGGCUGACAGCCAUGUGGUCAAUCAGUCUGCCCAAAAUUCCCAGGCUGCAGGGUCGGGGCAACCGGCAGCCUCAGCUCCUGCUCAGGGCUCCCCGGGUACCCCCAGUCGGCUAGCCAAGCAGCAAAACAAUUCUGUGCCUAGCUAUUGCAUGCCUCCGCAUGCCAUAUUCUCCCAGGCAGAUCCCAUGGCUUUCGCAUGGUUCAGCGAUCUUCUAGUGGAACACGCCGAAAUAUUCUGGUCCCUAUUCGCCGUUGAUAUGGAUCGAGUGCUAGCUGAGCAACCAGCCGAUACUUGGGACUCUUUUCCCUUGUUCCAAAUACUCAACGAUUAUCUACGAGCAGAUGAUAAUCUGAAAAACGGCCGAUUCCAUCAGCACUUACGAGAUACAUUCGCCCCGCUAGUUGUCAGAUAUGUGGAUCUCAUGGAAUCAUCCAUUGCUCAGUCCAUACACAAAGGCUUCGAAAAGGAGCGAUGGGAAAUCAAAGGCAAUGGCUGCGCCACUUCUGAGGAUUUAUUCUGGAAGCUGGAUGCUUUGCAGUCAUUCAUACGGGAUUUGCAUUGGCCAGACACAGAGUUCAGGCAGCAUUUGGAGCAAAGGCUCAAGCUGAUGGCUUGCGAUAUGAUCGAGUCUUGCAUCCAAAGAACUGAAGCUGCCUUCCACCAAUGGCUUAAAAAGUCUGUCACGUUUUUGUCGACCGACUACAUUCUGCCCUCGGAAAUGUGCGCCAUGGUGAAUGUCAUCUUAGAUGCAAAGAACCAGUCGUUUAAACUGUGCGCUGUGGAUGGCAUUGAUUUGCAUCAAUAUCAUACGAAAAUUGAUGACCAAAUUGAUAAGACUCUGGCCAAUAUGAACCAAGGGAUGUUGAGUAAACUCAUGUCCGUUUUAGAAGCCACACUUUCCAAGCUGUCGCGAUACGACGAAGGAAGCCUUAUUGGGUCCAUACUAAGUUUCACGAAUGUGUCCGGAUCGGGAAAAGACGUAGGCCAAAGCUAUGUCAAUUUCCUGCGGAAUAGUAUGGAACAAAUACGAGGCAAAGUUACGGACGAAUUAUGGAUACUAAACUUCUUUGAGCAGUGGUACACUGCUCAGAUGAAUAUUAUCUGUAAUUGGUUGUCUGAAAGACUAGACCAUACCCUGCAUCCCUACCAAUGUACGUGCCUUGCUCAUAUAAUAAAGAAAAUAUACUCGGAUUUUGAACUCCAUGGCGUUACGGACGACAAACUAAAUUCCAAAGCCUAUCAAACGAUCGCUCAAAGAAUGCAAACCGAAGAAGCCACAUGUGCUUUGACUUUAGGCCAAACUGAGGGAGCUCUAGAAAUGGGCGAAGACGACUCUACAGAGAGUAGAAGUAAAUCGCUGAUGGGUAGUUUAGGUGGCGAAGAAGGAAAUCCGCUAUCGAAUGUCGGCAACAUGGUGGCGGGUAGAGUUAGUAACUUCCUAGGCAAAGGCAUAGGUGGAAUUGGUUCUAAAUUAGGCGGGGGUUCAAGUUGGUUUUAAUGUUUUGGAAACACUUCUAAACAACUUUUACUAGACUCUUAUUGGUUCUUGCUUAGCUAACUCAUAAAGUUUUAAAGCGUUGCCUUUCGCUUGUGGAAUUUGGAGAGGAAAAUACACGCGGGUGUGAAAAAUGAAAGAUAUUCUUCAACGGCAAAUAGACAUUCCUGAAAGGGAUGUUUCAAGAGAUUGAGAGCGUGAGGAUGCUGCGCCAUUUAACAAACGGUACACCCAUAUGGAAAUUGACGAAAUUGACGAAGCCGAUGACUCAUCCUCCAAAAUCAAUCAAAAAUCAACAAAAUAUGAAUAAGAAUCAUCAGUUUAAAAAUGUCCCUCAAAAGCAGAGAAUACACAGGAAAUGCAAAGGAGAAAUAUAAACCAACCUGGCAUGACUCACGCUAGGUUCAAAACGAUUAGUUUUAAGUUUGGCGCUUUCGUUAAACCAUAAGAAAUUUGUAUCUGAAAGAAGUAAAUUUAUGUAUAUUUUUCAUUCAUUUAAGGAACAUUUUAUAAGUUAUCUAUAUAUUCAUCUAAGAAGAGACACCAUAGAAAAUUGAAGUCAAAGUGUGAGCUCCGACAAGAGAAAAGCUCUCAUAGAUAUUUUCAGAUUCAUCACAGUAGGAGUUUCCGAAGAUUUUGUUGCGCAACAGGCGAAAUAUGUGCGGGACCUGCAGAAAAUGAGUCCGCCAAACUCUGUCAUAUGAUUACUCCCUCAAAACUAGCUACAAAAGCUGCCGCAGUUGAAGAAGAAGCAGUGGGUAUCUAAACCGGAGUUUUUUCAAAUUAUUACUUUCUUUCAAAUGAUUUUGACUUGUCUUGGAGACACCAAAUUGAAAAUCACAUAAAUGCAGGAAUAAACUUCGUCGAUACAAUGACCAGACGAAAGAUCUCGCUAGAUUUGAAUCGAAAAAUAAAUUUACAAUGAAAGUAGCCUGAGCAAAAAAAUGACUCAGGCUAACUCACAAUUUUUGCGGGCCAAAUAAGUAGUAGGCAAAUAUAGGAAUGAAAAAAUUAUUGCCUCCAAGGGCUUUACUGUGAUAAUUGCUGAUUCCAUCUCUUCUUCAGAGCAUAUGAGGAUGAACAUCAUCUUUAGGGUGAAAAGUUCUUUCUGCACAAUGACCAUUUGUGGGGUAUGAUGUUAACAAUUUUAGCAGUAUGUACUAUCAAAUUUUAUUGGCGAUAUCGAACGCUCGACGUUCUUAGUCAAGAUUGAAACAAAGCAGGAAUUGAAAACACAUAAAGUCUCACUUUGUGGGGAAAGAGGUGGAAAUCAAAUAUUCCAUGAAACAUUGGCGAUGUGAUGAACACCGAAAUAUAUUUCUGGCUCUGGUUUAUUUAAUCCCAUCCUAUCGUUCAUUUAGGGCUACAGUGCGAUUAAGGGUUGGUAAAGGUUACAAGAAGCGUUUCUAAACAUUUCAAUUGUGUGGGUUACAUAAUUUUACAGUAUUGUUAAAUAUUUUAUUAAUAGCCAUUUGAGCACGUUAUGCUGGCUUUAAGCGUACUUAAAUAUUUAUCAACAGUUUUCGGAGUUAACUGCAAAUUUUCCAAGCAUAUCAAGUACACUUGUCAAGUUGAUUGAUUUUUGUUUUUGAGCACUAGUGCAACAUAAUCGCACCAUUGAUUAAUGAAGAUUCAGCACCCUAGAUACAGUCUUGACCUCAGAAACAAAAUGACACCAACGCAAUUUCGAUUAAAACCUUAGCAUUUCUUCACGUUUCUAAACGGCAUUCGAUCAUCAGACUCUACAUUUCAAACCAUUUUCUGCGGUUCAGGAUUAACUGAGACCCACCAAAUUAGAGUAACUUUGAUAAAACAUAGAUGUGUUGAGCAAAUCAAGGGUAAUCUUCGCUUUAUUAGUAAUCUUCACAGAUUAUUGUUCAAGUUGUGAAUCAAACCUUCGGAAGAUGAUAUAGAGGAAUCAACACAUUUGGACAGGGAAGUUCACAUUUUCAAUAUGAAAUAAAGCGCAGAAUACGUGCUAUUUCAAAUCGGAUUUUAAAUCAUAUUAAGGACCUGAAAUAAACCGUUGCCGAUCUACUGAGAAGAACCUAACGCUGUACAUACAAGGUUCAUGCCUCACGACGAUUGUACAUAGAGCCUUCCCAAAAUUGUACAUAAGACUUUCGAAAGUCUGAAAAUUAAUAUUCUGAAACUCACAUAUCUCAUCGGUUCCAUGCGAAACGUUUGGCAUUUUUUCAAGGAAAUGCUCUAGUUCUGUGUAUUAUAGAUAGUGAUUCAAAGAAAAUGUUGCGAUCUGCGAUGUGACUUUCAAAAUUGACAUAAACGCUCUCGGUCUUAAGAGUGGAUUUUAUGAAGUAAUGGAAAUCUUCGAGUAGAUCUGCGGCAUGUCAGUAAACGAGUGGCCUAUUAGUGAAUUAUAUAAGUGGCUAAAUAUGAAUUGAGAAACCGAUUUAAAAGAAAUGCUUAAGGUUGAAUCUCGGAAUGUAACAAGUACAAAUUUAUUUUAUAUCUGGAUAUCAGAUACAUAAUUUAUAACGUGUUUAGCAUGAACUAGGUCCUACUUAUCUUAUUAAAUCUAUCAAGUUUUCUUAUUGUAUAUGAAUCGAGAUUGUGCGUUGGUUUUUACUGCCUCAAGACUUAAUUGUUACAUGCCUGUUUGGAAUUGUGAAUUAUCUCAGAAAAGCUUUAAUAUGAAUCUAUAUAGUAAUAAAUAGUGUUGUGAUUUACGAUACUAUUCCUAUCAAUUGGUGUUAAAAAAUUUGGUGUUAUAAUAGAAAAAUUAUUUUUUAAGCAAUGUUUUAAGUGAGCUUCCUAAGGGGCGAAUCUUUAGAAUGUAUAAGUUAUAGUGCCUUGUGUUUGCAUAUAAUAUUAACACAAUAUUUCUUACUCAUUAUGACUUAGUUUAAGCUAAAAAAUCUUGAUAAUAAUGGGAAUGGCCUUGUGACCCACGGCUAUUUAAGAUACUGACCAGAAAUUAAUGUGACAAUAGGUUUUAUAAAUGAGGCAAAACCUGCUAAGCAAAAAUCCCUUGGAAAUUGUUUAAUUUAAAAAACCCGAGCCUAAGAAGACUAGAAAUUAAUUUUAAACAAAGUCAACCCUGUUUUAAAUGUUGUGUUGGGAGCACUACUUUUGCAGUAGAUGUAAUGGAGAUUGAUCCACUAAUUAGUUACAAAAUCUCCUUAACUCCAGGAAUGGGGAAAAUAGUUUGCUGCUGUAAUGUAAGAUUAGUGAUUUACUUGCUGUGCAUCCUUCCGCCUAAUUGCGUUCAAUAUAAUUUGUUAUUUGCGUAUCCAAAGCUUUUUCACACAAGACUGCUGCCUUAUAUACAUAUAAAUAAACUAGGUAAGACUUUUCAACCAUAUAGUGGUAUUUUUUACUUGAUGUAUUCGAAAUAAUCGCAACUUGCAUUUGAAGUUGUAAAUUUAUUCAAAAUUCAGUAAUAAGUAGGCUUUAAACUGUUUGGUCUUGUUAAGAACUAUGCCUUUGGUGGUGUUAAAUUAACUAUAACUGCCGUGGUGUCUCUUUAGUAAUUUUACUCAAAAAUUGUAAUUUAUUAGAGUUGUGUACUGGGCAGGUGAAAAAUCAACGCAACACUCUCAUUGAUAUGCAAGCUUAGCUUUAACUUUCACAACUAUAUGUAUAUUGUUAGUAUUUAAAUAAAUAUAUACACAUUAUUAUUACAGAGUUCUUUUCGGCAAUGCGGUGAUUAAUAUUUAAUGCAAUAUACAUACAAAUAUAUAUAAACCUUAAUAUUUUCAAUUCGUUUUAAGCCUUCCGCGCUUUACAACUUGAAUAAAUGCAGGAUGCUUUAUUGAUAAAAUCUGUUGUAUUUAUCCUCUUUAAAGUCAUGUACGCAUCUUGUUAUAAUUAUUAAGAUUGAAAUAAGGUAACUUGUAUGGUAAGAAAUAAAUUGUUUUAAAAUA
Molecule: messenger RNA, 8521 nt
Organism: Dendroctonus ponderosae (mountain pine beetle)
Lineage: Eukaryota; Metazoa; Arthropoda; Insecta; Coleoptera; Curculionidae
Gene: Cadps
Product: calcium-dependent secretion activator
Exons: 30
Coding region: 249-4640 (1463 amino acids)
Biological process (GO): dense core granule exocytosis; synaptic vesicle exocytosis
Source: RefSeq, a predicted model, not a curated record